This is a messenger RNA of Anopheles moucheti, 1126 nucleotides long. It is a transcript of the gene Dim1, whose product is annotated as thioredoxin-like protein 4A. Gene Ontology annotation, biological process: mRNA splicing, via spliceosome. The transcript is spliced from 2 exons. Gene Ontology annotation, cellular component: U4/U6 x U5 tri-snRNP complex; U5 snRNP; spliceosomal complex. The coding region runs from base 97 to 525 and encodes 142 amino acids. The record is from RefSeq and is a predicted model, not a curated record. NCBI's taxonomy places the organism in Eukaryota, Metazoa, Arthropoda, Insecta, Diptera, Culicidae.
UAUUGUUUCGUUGCAGUUACACAGAUUUGCACGAAAACAAGUGAUAAUUAACAUUAAAGUUUCUCUAAAAACCGUCUUUAAAACACACAUUUCGCGAUGUCGUAUAUGUUAGCACAUUUGCACAAUGGCUGGCAGGUGGACCAAGCCAUACUCUCCGAAGAGGAUCGAGUCGUGGUCAUACGAUUCGGACACGAUUGGGACCCGACCUGCAUGAAGAUGGACGAGGUGUUGUACAACAUAGCGGAGAAAGUGAAAAAUUUUGCCGUCAUCUACCUGGUUGACAUUACGGAGGUGCCCGAUUUCAACAAGAUGUACGAAUUGUACGAUCCCUGUACGGUGAUGUUUUUCUUCCGCAACAAACACAUCAUGAUCGAUCUGGGGACGGGUAAUAAUAACAAAAUUAACUGGCCGCUUGAGGAUAAGCAGGAGAUGAUUGAUAUCGUCGAGACGGUUUAUCGAGGGGCACGUAAAGGACGUGGUUUAGUGGUGUCACCGAAGGAUUACUCUACAAAAUAUCGCUACUAGAGGGACUGUAGAGUGCUGAUUACAAUAAGAUUUUUUUUUAAAUAACUGUAGAGCUGGUAUUCUGAUAACAAUUUCUUAAAAUUGCACCUCAUCCGAAGUAAUAAUCUAGGCACUGCAGCCUGAAUCAAAUGGAGAUUACGGUAUACUAAACUUCGGCGAUAAACAAAACCACCUUUGAUCGGUUACUUUAAUUUUAAAAGCUAUUCUUGGACUAGAUCAGUUUGUUCGGCUACCAUCACGUGCAGCAUUGGUACAUUGUAAGGAAUAUAAUUAGAUACCGUCUUCUGUAAUUCUUAGCAUUUCCGAACCCGAAGGUUGUGUUAGAAUUUGGCUUAUCUCAGCUCUGCUUAGAAUCGUUCCAAAUUUAUCCCGCAAAGAAUAUACUCACCAUUAGGUUCUUAUCUCUCCCUCAAAUGGGUUAGCGAGCAUUUAGUCGAACCGAUGCUGUACUGCAGUGCACGCCUACGAAGAAAGAUUUUCCUUAUUCAUGCGCAUCUAACCUUGACCAUGCUCGGCACUCUAUCGCACAGCAUUCGCCUAUGGUAUUAAUUGAUAAGCUCGUUCUCCCGUUCUCGUACGAUUGGAAGUCCGAUCGCUAGAA